This is a messenger RNA of Caenorhabditis remanei, 624 nucleotides long. RefSeq lists its product as uncharacterized. NCBI's taxonomy places the organism in Eukaryota, Metazoa, Nematoda, Chromadorea, Rhabditida, Rhabditidae. The transcript is spliced from 4 exons. Bases 1 to 624 code for a protein of 207 amino acids. The record is from RefSeq and is a predicted model, not a curated record.
AUGACGUGGGCUCAACUUCUUUUUCUUCUCUUUCUCGCUAACAUCUCCGGGCUUCAGGCACAAGAGUUGCUCUGCAAUUGCCUUUUUGGAAACUUUCAUCACGUCAAUACUUUCACUCAAAGCCGUCUGUCAAAAGCCAUAUCUCCUCUUAACAUCCUCGGAAUUUCAUGCGAUUCUGACUCCGUCAUCACUCGUCCCUGCACCGGCAUCUGCGUCGAUUUCAUAGUUGUUAGCAAAUGCACCAAUAUCACGGUCGAGGCACAAGUCAAAGGAUGUUCUGAUGACUUGAGCGAUAUCGAUCCAGAAGUACCCCCGAUGUCCUAUUUUGUCGAGGAUGAAGAGUAUCUGACCACUUCUGUAAUUCUGACGGAAAACUCGACAACUUACGUUUUUGAAGUGGAAUAUUGUGGUGACUCAUUUGAAUCAACCACGGAAAAUUGGAAGAAAGAGGAGAUCAAAUCGAACAGCUACGAACUCGAAUACAUCAUCAUGCUGAUCUCCAUUUUUAUCGGCUUCAUCCACAUCCUCGAGCUAAUAAUUCAGGAUUACGCGAGGAUGAACGAACUGGAACUGGUGCACCGCAGAUUGAAUCCUACCAUACAAGCUCGUGGAGAGAGAGCUUAA